Dreissena polymorpha is the source of this 1942-nucleotide messenger RNA. RefSeq names its product baculoviral IAP repeat-containing protein 3-like. NCBI's taxonomy places the organism in Eukaryota, Metazoa, Mollusca, Bivalvia, Myida, Dreissenidae. Bases 151 to 1131 code for a protein of 326 amino acids. The record is from RefSeq and is a predicted model, not a curated record. The transcript has 5 exons.
UCCUGCUGAUUUUGGUAUUUCGUCAUUACCGUUGGCAUAAGGCCAUUUUUUAUCGUUUUCAUUAUACUUGUGGACUAUUUUAAGCAGUGCUUAAACGUGUAUUUGUAUCAGCUACUGUAGUCAGUUUUAACACAUAUAGUAUAAGUCUCCAUGGCUUCGUCCUUUGAUCCCGUAGAGUGUGACGGAUGCUUCACUCCGAGCUUACCCUGUUCACUUACGCAAAGUGGCAUAGAGGUUUCAGAAGAGCAAUUGCCGACUGCAUUUAAAAUAAUUUGCUCUACGGCGUACCAACCUUCGGAUGAAUUCGACGUGCGAGACAAUACUAAAGAAACUAGUGCUAUAUUGUUAAGUUUCACGAAAACAUCGAGUGUGUCUCAAACAAGUUGUCCGGCUAAAACGCAUGUUCCAACAACGCUUUUGCAAGCACCAAUAGACCAUAUGGCCCAAAUGAAGACUCAACAAGAAGUACAGAGAAAGCCAACUAAAACAAACCAACAGACCGUAGCCAAUGUGUCCUCUGCAUCUCAUAUGAAAUCAAGCAAGAAAUCACCUUUGCCUAAGUACCCACUUUAUGCUGCCGUGCCGCAAAGAAUGACAUCGUUUGCAUCAGUCGUUCUUUCAGUGUCAACACAGUUGCUAAGCGCUGCAGGAUUUUUCUUGGUCCCCAAUGGAGGUGCCGAUGCAACAAGAUGCUUCCACUGUGGAAUCGGGUUACGUCAUUGGAGCCAGGAUGAUGACCCAUGGGUUGAGCAUGCACGUUUCUCUCCCAAUUGCGACUUUCUGUUGAACAUGAAGGGACAGGAGUUUGUGAAUCUUAUCCAGUUGGCUGUGAAAUACUCAUCUAAUCAAACUUCAAAUAAUGAUUCCAAGCCGCCGCAUAACACUUCUACUUCUACUAACGCGUCUUGUCCUUCUUUAGAAACUGAGGACAAAACCAGAAAUGACUUGGUGAGAGAGAACGCCGAGUUACGUAGCAUCACCAAGUGUAUGUAUUGCACUUGUAGGGAUGUCUCUCUGGUUUUCCUCCCAUGUGGCCAUCUCAUCUCUUGCGAGCAGUGUGGUAAAGAGCAGCGCACGUGUAGAAUGUGUGGUUGCAUUGUCAAAGGCACAGUACGCACGUUCAGAUAUUAGGGACAUCGCAAGACCGCGUCCAAUUGAUUUAUUUGCCCAAACUGUUAAAGUUUGCGUUACAUAGUGUAUCGAGCAAUGGGCAAUGAAAAGAAAGGCAAAUGUAAAGCAUGAUAUUAGAAAAGAUGGAGCCCUUUGAAUAUUCACUAUGUAACAUCCUGGCGAAGUAUACCAACAGUAUUAUAAAGUAACCGUUUGUAUGUCAGGCUCGUUCGAAAUGAGAACGCUUUUCCCACGACAUACUAGGAUUUGUGAAGUGUUUCUGAACUUGUUACAUUUGCUUAAAGAGAAAAUAAAAUUUUCAUUUUGCUUUGUUCACUAUGACAUGAUCUUGAUAUCUUAAGAUACACGGGGUUGUAUUGUUUUGUCUUACUUUGUUAUACAUGCAAUAUUUUACAAAAAGUAAACUGAUUUUACUGCAUAUGAUUAAGGUUUUUAAUAUAUAAGUAUACACCUUUAUAAUAUACAUUAACUUCAGUUUUAUGUUGUUGCCAUGGAUGCAGAUAAAAUUAAAGAAAUAUUAUAAACUGUACCGUUGUUUUGAUUGCCAUUGUUUAAUUUACUGAAAAAUUGCACAUGCUUUUUUAAUUUGUAUUGAUUUAAACAGGUGACUGCAGAAAAAGUAUAUCGACGCAUGAUUGUGUAUCCGUAUCUAUUUGUGUACCUUGUUUUAUUUUGUGAAACAACAGAGGCCUUUAUAUUAUUGUUGAAAGCGGUAAAUGUAUGGAAUAACAAAUAUGCAUCAUUGGUUUGCAUACCCGCCUUGCAACCAUGGACCAGGUUUGUCAUUAUGUGAAAUAAAUUUUGAUUAAAU